Messenger RNA from Cladocopium goreaui, 1617 nucleotides. The record is from the annotation of a GenBank genome assembly. NCBI's taxonomy places the organism in Eukaryota, Dinophyceae, Suessiales, Symbiodiniaceae.
AUGAACGUUCGCUUUGGGCCCGAAGGUGCGGCCGCAAUCAUAGACCGUAAACUCUCGGACAAGGACUUGGCCAAAACAGAAACCCGUCGACACCCGGAAGCUCCUGACUGCGACAGCUUGGUGCAAUUCUUGUGCCUGAACCAGGAGAAAGAGACUGAUUCGACGGAAACAACUGUGAACACUCUCUACGAGGCUGCUGAGGCUGAGAGCUCCAGCUCAGACUCCAGCAACAAUGACUCGAACUCCAGCGAUACAGAGUCCAGUGAAGUUGAAAAGAAAAAAAAGAAGAAGGGAAAGAACGCAAAGGAGAAGAAGACAAAGAAAACUUCUCGCAAGACCGGGAAAGAGACAAAAGCGAAGGCCAAAGCCAAAGGCGCUGCAAAGAAAAAGGACAAGAAGCAAAAAAAAGAAAGGAAGCAGGCCAAGGAAGAUGAUGAGGACCUAGCAUCUGAGGAGGCUGAGAAAGCCAAAAUCAAAGCGGAACAGCAAGAGGCAAUGAAGAGAGCAAAGAAGGCCCUCAUGUCGCCAAAUCUUCGAGAUGCUGUGCUGUCUGAUAUCAAGGCAAGUUCGCCAGCCAGCGAUGCAGAAUGCUUUGCAGCUUCUCAAUCCUGGGAGGCCGCGGUGGCUUCUGUUCAGGGAGUUCGGGAUGAGCUGCUUCAGGCUUUGGAUGCCAAGAAGGAGCCUCACUACAUCGAAGUUCCUGUGCUAGAUUUGAACCAAGAUGAGAAUGUCACCCUUGCCCGUCUACCAAUGCUUGAUGUCCAAGACGUUCUGGCUUAUGUGCAUGACACUGUCGGGCUACGCUCACCGAAUGAGCAUGUUGAGAUGUAUUGGUCAUGGGGCAAAAGAAAUGGGGCUGGCUGGUCGCGAUUAGGAGGAAGCGGAGUUGUACCUGUGGGCUUGUAUGCUGACGAAACAAAGUAUGGAGGCCCAUUUAGUGAUGAGAAAGUAUUAGGCGUAUUCAUCAACCUUGUAUUGCAUCGUCCAGCAAGCAUCCGCUACAGUCGCUUUUGCAUUUUUGCAUGCCGAUCGGCAUUGAUUCUGGGAAAUAGAACCUUAUAUCCGAUCUUCCAUCGCAUUGUUUGGGGGUUCCAUUUGGCUUUCAAAGGAUUGCGGGCUGAUGGAGAACUUUUGUGCAAAGACGGUACAAAAUUUUUGUGCACUGAGCUGCGGGGUGACCUUGCUUGGCACAAGUGCAUUUGGGGGUUUGAAAAAAAGGGUUGGCAGGCCAAAGAUGUUUGCUGGUUCUGCGAUGCGAAAAAUCAAGGAAACGCGUGUCUCUAUACAGAGAUUGGAGAAAAUGCUGACUGGGUUGAAACGAUCGUCGAGAACACCUGGGAGUGGGCAAACAACACACUGCCUCAACACAACUUGAUAGGGCUGAUCGAGGCUGGCUUUUACGGGUCUCCAGAGGACAGCUUGAAACUGAAUCUGUCCAGGGCGCGUCGUGAUUUUGAGAUGUGGCGCAAGCAGAACAAGAUCCAAUGCUCACAGGGUCCAUGGGCUCCAGGACUUGUGGCUAGACAGCAUAGAUAUUGUACUGUACAAUUUACCAGAAAAAGAACAACCUUUUUGCCGCGCACUGGUGUUAAAGUGUUUUUUGUUUCCGCUUUGUGA